AUCGAGUCCGUCCAUGCAAAUGGUCUCCAUCCCCAUCAUCACCACCACUACUACCAUCAUCAUCAUCAUCAGUGCGGUGAAAUUAUUCCCUUUUUUUUUAUUCCCAAUAUAUUUUUUCCUCCCUUAAAGCUUCGGGGGCACCUUGUCCGUAACGCUGCUUCUCGGGGGCGAGCUCCUAGAAUGUGUGCGUGCGCGCAAGAGAGUGUGCGUGAGUGUGUGUGUGUAUGAGAAGAGUGUGUGCUUGCGUGUGUGUGUGUGUGUGUGUGCGUGCGUGUGUCUGCUCUGCUGUUGCUGCCCUUUGAUCCCUGCAUUAGUGUUAGUUAGGGGCUCGGAGACACACUUGCACCGAGAGCAGCCAUAGUCAAGACACGGCAACAACAACAGCGGCACCUCCUCCGCCUGUGUUCCCAUUCCCCAACAAUACACUUUAAACCGAGCAAAGCCAGGUGCACGACCAAGUCCCUGCCAUCACUGGCGCCUCCAGUCUCAAUGGGAAAAACCUUUUUUCUUCUUAUCCCCAAACAAGGACGAGAAUGUGAUUAAAAACGGGGGAAAAUGCCAAGGAGGAAGCAGGAGCAACCCAAGCGCCUGCCUUCACAUGUGGACAGCAAUGAGGACGGAGGGCCUGAUGGCGGUGCUGUGGAGGAGGAAGGCUGGUUUGGGAAUGCCUCUGACACACGCUCAGAGUCGUCGUCUUUUGGAGACACCCAGGAUGAGCUCCUCCUGCCCAGGGGCUCCUCUCCUGAUGAACGACCUGGAGCCAGCGCUGGGUCCGGGGAACACGAUACCUGUGGAGGAGAGAGCUCACUGGGUUGCCCCACACCCGUCCAUCGUGCCUCUUUGGAACUUCUUGGACUGGAUGGAGGUGCAUUCUCGGCCCAGGACACACUCUCCUCCGUGGUGUCAUCGCUGUAUGGUGAGGCGGCAUCUCGAGCGCUGGGAAAACCGCUCAGCAGCAACCUGCGGCGCCUCCUCGAGGCGGGGUCACUGAAACUUGACACUGGGGAGCUCCUGGGUCGGUCAUCCAGAGGAGGUGCUGGGGGGGAGUCUCCUCCAAUAGCUCUAGCGCCACCUUUGACCCUGUCCCCAUCUUCCCAUCAUGCCCAGCAGUUAAGUGCUCUUGCCCGAAAACUGGCCAAUAACAACAAUAACAGUGGCUCAGCCUCACCAGCCUCCUUGGCACCCUCAGUCACCAACAUUAAGCAAGAGCCCCUCGACCCCUUUAACUCUGUCACCCCUAGCAAUGGCAGUGGUUUUGUAUGGGCAGGUGUUGCAGAUAAGUGGCCACCGGCCAGCUGUUCCACACCCUGCGGCUCCAGCCUGUCCCCGGACUCUGCAAUCCAGAAGUUAAAAGCAGCAGCAAAUGCUGUUCUUCAAGACAAAAAUGCCGUGGCCUCCUCUUCAACAACAUCUUCCUCCUCCUCCACCUCUGCCUCGUCUGCAGUGCCCACCCUGGGAGGGGGUGGUCGAGGAGAUGAUGUGGUGCGCUUUGAUGCCUUCAACUCUCCGUUUAGCCCGCAGUCAGCUAGCUCCACCCUUGCUGCACUUUCCAAGAAAGUGAGCGAGCGGAGCCAAGCCUCGUCAACGACCAGUGCUGCUACGGACCACCAAUCCUCAGCAAGUUCCUUUCUCUCACUCGUGUCAAUGACCUCCUCUGCUGCCUUGCUCAAAGAGGUGGCUGCCAGGGCAGCAGGAAACCUGCUGGCAGAGAAGAAGGACGGUUCUCCCUUGGCAACUGCUGGGGUCCUCCAAGAGGAUGUGAAGCCCCUGCUGGACAAGAACCAGAAGGCGCCCACGCCCUCUACACCCACCCAGAGCCUAGAGUUGCUGCUGCCCUCUACUCCAAAGGGCAGAGGCAAACCCAACAACCAAGCAGGCUCCCCUGAGGAUGGUGGCAAACCAUUCCAGUGUCCUGUGUGUGGACUGGUCAUCAAACGCAAGAGCUACUGGAAGAGACACAUGGUCAUCCACACGGGCUUGAAAAGCCAUCAGUGUCCGCUGUGUCCUUUCCGCUGUGCUCGAAAAGACAAUCUCAAGUCCCACAUGAAGGUACAUCAGCACCAGGACCGGGGUGAGACAUUUCAGUGCGAACUCUGUCCCUUUACCUCCUCCCGUCACUUCAGCUUGAAGCUUCACAUGCGCUGCCACCAGCACUUCCCCCGCACAGACGUCAAGGUGAAAGAGGAGCUCACCACCGACACAGAGGGCGAGGGCUCCCUGAUGGGUGACAGUGGUUCCACAGACCUGAGGGGGACAGAGGUGUCCCCGCUGCACUCCGACACUCAGCAGCAGACGUCGCCUCCGGUCGAGGCUUCCUCCAAUCAUGUCCACAUCAAGGAGGAGCCACAGGAAAGAGACCUGUCCGUGCUCUCACCCUUUAGCAUCUGCAGGGACCGUCCCAGCAGCAGUGCCAACUCCCUGGAUCUACCUGGAGUUGGGGUCAGAUCCAGUCCUAGUGGUCCAACCACGGCCUCGCUCUUCAGCCCUGACAUCACUACCAAAACAGCCACUGACUUGCUUAUGAAGCUUUCAGCGGCCAACCAGAGGGAGACACUCAAGUCUCCGUUCCACCUGAAGGAAGAGCCCAAAGUGGAGGAAGCACUGAGUCCUAGACCUUCCUCUCAGUCCCAGAGCCAGGUCCAGCCAAGCUUUCCUGUGACUUUCUGCCAGGACGGGCCGGCGGGGGCUGUAGGAGGCACGGAGCGCUCAGGGCCACUGAAGCCAAGGGAAGGAAGCCCCAUGGCUAAAAACAGCUUGCUGAGCCAGGAUAUCAACGUUAAGGUGGCCUCCGAGCUGCUGAUUAAGCUUUCAGAGAACAAUAAAGAUGCCCAGUACCAGAAGGUGAAAGUAAAGGCAGAGCCCAUGGAGGUGGACCCGCCGCCUUCAGAACCCUCCCCACCUGCCUCUCACCUGCUGGCCUUCAGCACUUUAGGGGCGAGUGAGAAGAGUGAGCCAAUGAGUAACCUCCCCGAGACAUUGGCCUGCCCCCAGAAAGAUCUCUUCUCCCAAGACAUAUCGGUCAAAAUGGCUUCUGAACUCUUGUUCAAAUUGUCAGAAAAAGUCAGCAAAGCCAACAACCACAAAGACAGCAACAUGGUGGGAAUAAACAGUCCGUUCCUGGACGAGUGCUUCAGACAAUCACCCUUUAACUCACGCUCCAAGAGCUCUUCCCCCGCAGAGGCCAGUUCCUCCACCAGGGCAGCAUUCCACGACUCGGAAAAGGAUGAUGGCGAGCCGGGAAAUGGGAUUGCCCAGUGGAGACUAAACGAACAGCUCUUCCCCUGUCCCGUCUGUGGCAAGGUGUUCGGCAGACAGCAGACCCUUUCUAGACAUCUGUCUCUACACACAGAGGAGAGGAAGUACAAGUGUCACCUGUGUCCUUACGCAGCCAAGUGCAGGGCUAACCUCAAUCAGCACCUGACCAUCCACUCUGUCAAGCUGGUCAACACGGAUGCUGAGCAGAUCGUCAGCGCCGUUACAGCCGACUCUGCUGAGCGCAAGAACUGCCCUUACUACUACAGCUGCCAUGUGUGUGGUUUCCAGACGGAGCUGAACGCCCAGUUUGUCAGCCACAUGUCGCUCCAUGUGGACAAGGAGCAGUGGAUGUUCUCACUCUGCUGCAGCGUCUGUGACUACGUCUGCAUGGAGGAGAACGACAUGAAGAGCCACAUCAGUACUGGACAUGCAGGUCUGAACUCCAGAAGUCCCCUCAGCGAGACCAAGAGCACCUCAUCGUCGCUCUCAGCCCUCAGCGAUUCCCUGAACAGCUCGGAGGGUGGAGACCUCACCCACGGUAACGAGGAACUCAAGAGCCUGCUGGCACCGCCCUCCUCCGCAGGCAGCCAGUCCAGCUCCGGAAGCCACUCGGGAUCAGGAACUGAGGACAAGUCUGACAAAGGUUUUGAGUGCGUCUUCUGCAAUUUUGUGUGCAAGACGCGCAGCAUGUACGAGCGGCACCUCCAGAUCCACCUCAUCACACGAAUGUUUGAGUGCGACGUUUGCCACAAGUUCCUCAAGACGCCCGAGCAGCUGCUGGAGCACAAGAAGUGCCACACCAUCCCCUCCGGAGGGCUCAAGUGCCCUUUUUGCAUCUACUCCACCAAUCGUCCAGCGGCCAUGGAGUGCCACCUUAAGACGCACUGUAAGAUGGAGUACCGCUGCCGCAUCUGCCAGGGACUGUGGCCCGACCAGGCCUCACUGGAGGCCCACAUGCGCGGGCACCGCCUGGGCAACCACUACAAGUGUGAGCAGUGUGGCUACUUGUCCAAGACGGCCAAUAAGCUGAUCGAGCAUGUGCGUGUGCACACGGGCGAGCGGCCCUUCCACUGCGACCGCUGCUCUUAUAGCUGCAAGCGCAAGGACAACCUCAACCUGCACAAGAAGCUGAAGCACGCGCCGCGCCAGACUUUCGGCUGCCAAGAGUGCCCUUUCACCACCACACACCCCUUUGUCUUCAGCCGCCACCUCAAGAAACACCAGAGUGGAGGAAUGGGGGGGCUGGACGGAGGAGGAGGAGGAGGAGGAGAAGAGGAGGAGGAAGACGAGGAGGCGGGAGGGGAGGAGCUGCCACUAGAGGGAACGCCACCCGGGGGCUCGUCGUUGCAGAAGAGCCAGGAGAGCUUCCUCUUCAGCGGAGGGGGCAGCAGUGGAGGGAGCGGCAGCAGCAGCCCUCUCAUGAGCCUGACAGCAUCUCAGGCGCUCCAGUCCGUCGCUCUGUCGCUCACCCUGGGCAAGUCCCACCAGCUGGACCCCGGCAGCCCUCUGCACUGCCGGGUCAGCGUGAACGGCGGCGACGCCACCAGAAACCCGGCGGCGUGAGCAGCGGCAGCCCCUCCCUCUUCCUUCCCUCCUCCCGCCACGUGUUCGAGCAGUACAGGAACUGCGACCCGGCCCACCUGAUCCCCCUCACCACCCUGUUCACCCACAACAGCCGUUUCACAUUCCACUCGC
Acanthochromis polyacanthus (spiny chromis) is the source of this 4950-nucleotide messenger RNA. RefSeq names its product zinc finger protein 827 (gene znf827). The record is from RefSeq and is a predicted model, not a curated record. Gene Ontology annotation, biological process: regulation of gene expression. The coding region runs from base 556 to 4818 and encodes 1420 amino acids. The transcript has 14 exons. Lineage: Eukaryota; Metazoa; Chordata; Actinopteri; Pomacentridae. Gene Ontology annotation, cellular component: nucleus.